AUGGUGUUGGGAAGAGAAAAAACGGUCGUGAAUAAAUUUGCUUUACCAGCGGUUUGUGUGGUUUUAAUGUGUAUUCUUUGCACAUUUAUUGGUGUCUUUCUGAAGUUCAAUGGAACAGAAUCUCUCAAGUUUUGUAUGGUUGGCGAUAGACCAGUGGACUUGGUGACAUUCUCACAACAAUACCACCAUACUCCAAACUGUACGGUAGAGGGGUUAACUCAAGUAUUUUGUUCACAACAAAAUCAAUCCUCAGAACUCCAUUGUGAAGAAUAUUUUUCACGUAUCACAAAAAGUAUCAAACGCUGGAAGGGUAAACAGCCAGCAAUAGGAGAACGAAUUGCUAUACCAGGCCUGUCUAGUGGAGUUUUUGUCGAAAAUCUGUGGAGCAAAUACCAAAGAGUUGGAGAUCUUCUGUCCAAGGAGAAAGCACCGAGCAAAAAAACAGAUCGUGCACAUUCUCAGGGGUUUUAUAUAUUUGCGGAACAAACGACAUCUUUUAUGAUCCUAAUUGGUGUAUUUUUUCCUUCUGUAACAGGUAUUAUGGCCGGAUCAAAUCGUUCUGGUAAUCUUAAAGAUGCUUCACGUUCGAUACCAGUUGGUACUUUGGCAGCUCAGAUAUCUACUUCGAUUGUCUACCUUACCGGUGUUCUUUUGUUUGGAGCUUCAGUUUCUGAGAUGUUUAUUCGUGACAAAUUUGGACAGUCAGCAAUGGGAAAAUUGGUGAUUUCACAGUUGGCUGUACCUCAUCCAACAGUUAUAUUGAUAGGAUGUUUUUUGUCUACCGUAGGUGCCGGAAUGCAGUCAUUAACUGGUGCUCCACGUCUGCUGCAAGCUAUUGCUGACGAUGACUUAAUACCAUUUCUGUCACCGUUUCGGCAAACAGAUUCACGUGGAGAACCGAUAAAAGCAAUAUUUUUAACGCUUUUAAUAUGCGAACUAGGAAUUCUUAUUGCGGUUAUUGAAAAUAUUACUGCACUUAUCACACAGUUUUUCUUGAUGUGCUACUUGGGUGUUAAUGCAGCUUGUGCUCUACAAAGUAUUCUGAAGACUCCCGGAUGGAGGCCAUCGUUUCGGUAUUUUCAUUGGUCGUUAUCGCUUCUGGGCUCAUUUCUGUGCAUUGCAGUGAUGUUUAUAUCAGCAUGGCAUUUUGCUUUAAUUGCCAUCUUUAUUGGAGUUGCAGUAUAUGAAUAUAUUGAAUAUGCCGGUGCCAAAAAAGAAUGGGGCGAUGGUCUACGCGGUCUUAAGCUCUCAGCUGCUCGUUAUGCACUGCUGAAUUUAGAAUAUAAACCCGAGCAUUCUAAAAACUGGCGUCCUCAGUUGUUAGUAUUGUUACCAAAUGAAGAAAAUGAACAACAGGAAGGUUUACUAUCUUUUGUAUCCCAGCUAAAAGCUGGUAAAGGUUUGACCAUUAUUGGCAAAUGUAUAAAAGGUAAUUAUCCGACGCAGAGCGAAACGGCUGAAACAACUCGACAGCAGUUGAAUUCAUUACUGAAGAAUUAUAAAAUCAAAGGCUUUUGUGAUGUGCUGGUAGUCAGUGAUAUUCUCCAAGGAAUUUCUUGCUUAGUUCAGACUUCUGGACUGGGAGGACUUCGGCACAAUACAGUUGUUUUACCUUGGCCGCAACAGUGGCAUUCGGUACGUGAAGUUCAAGUUUGUCAACAGUUUACCUAUGCAAUCAGGGCUGCCGAUGCUGCUGACUGUGCAAUUCUGGUACUAAAAGACGCUUCAGCAUUUCCGCCAUCAAGUACUAAGGUACACGGGUACCUGGAUGUUUGGUGGAUCGUUCAUGACGGAGGACUUUUGAUGCUGAUACCAUUUUUGCUGAAACAGCAUAAAACUUGGAAGCGUACACGUCUGCGUCUUUUUACGGUAGCCCAAGUCGAGGAUAACAGCGUAAAUAUGAAAAAAGAUUUAGAAACGUUUCUCCGAUAUCUUCGCAUUGAAUCACAAGUCUUCGUUGUUGAGCUGCGGGAUACCGACAUAUCUGACUACACGUAUGUUCGUACGAUGAAGAUGGAAGAGCGGUGUAAAUUACUGAAGGAACUACAGCUGAGCGAAAAGAAACAUGAUUUGCAGAAUUCAUUUGCUGAAUCGGCUAAAGGAAGAAAGCUUUCUCGUGUCAGCGAAGAGGGCUCACUACGUGCUCGCAUUUCAAAGUUUUCGGCACCAGAAGUAGGACCAAUUCAUAUAAGAAUUCAGUCACCACGAAUACCCAGUUUUAAUGCCAGAAAGAUGCACACUGCUGUUAGGCUAAACGAAUUGAUGCGAGAGCGGAGUUGUGACGCUGAAUUAAUCAUCGUCAAUCUGCCUGGUCCGCCGACCGAAGAUGUUGCUCAGUAUUAUAUGGAAUUUGUUGAAGCUUUAACUGAGAGUCUACCACGAGUUUUGCUGGUUCGAGGAACAGGUGCUGAGGUGGUGACUAUCUAUUCGUGA
Molecule: messenger RNA, 2433 nt
Organism: Enterobius vermicularis (human pinworm)
Lineage: Eukaryota; Metazoa; Nematoda; Chromadorea; Rhabditida; Oxyuridae
Source: the annotation of a GenBank genome assembly